AUGAAGCGACCAACGUCCAUGCUGGCACGACCCCUCACCUCCCCUUACCUUGGACUCUCACAAGGUGCUCUGAGCGGAUAUCGAGUCCAAGGCCGAAAAGCAGCGGUCAGCCGCGCGUGGGCCCUCGUGCUAGCAUACCUCUCGGGCACGGUACGGAGCGAUAUCGCCGCCGCUAACCUUGAGAAAUGUGCACACUGCAUCAUUUCUAAGCUCCGCAGCGAGGAGCAGAAGUAUGCCACAGCGAUCUCCGUGUAUCAACGCUUUCAUUCGUUUCAGUUCUGA
This is a messenger RNA of Aphanomyces astaci, 282 nucleotides long. RefSeq lists its product as hypothetical. The transcript has 2 exons. NCBI's taxonomy places the organism in Eukaryota, Oomycota, Saprolegniomycetes, Saprolegniales, Verrucalvaceae. The coding region runs from base 1 to 282 and encodes 93 amino acids. The record is from RefSeq and is a predicted model, not a curated record.